This is a messenger RNA of Hyposmocoma kahamanoa, 1582 nucleotides long. RefSeq names its product chondroadherin-like. Bases 105 to 1559 code for a protein of 484 amino acids. Gene Ontology annotation, cellular component: extracellular matrix. The transcript is spliced from 8 exons. Gene Ontology annotation, molecular function: protein binding. Lineage: Eukaryota; Metazoa; Arthropoda; Insecta; Lepidoptera; Cosmopterigidae. The record is from RefSeq and is a predicted model, not a curated record.
GUAACCCACAUUAACCAAUGAGACGCGCUUAUUUAUUGUCACCGUGUUGUUAUAUCAAGGGUUUGUGAUAAGAUAACGCGCUAGAUAUUGUUGCAGUAUCCUUCAUGCGUUUGAUAAAGAUGUUCCUUUCCAAAGUGUUAAAUGUGUUAGUAAUACUAUGUGUCCUAGUUUCAUCGUGUCGCGGUUUAGAGGCCAGCGCAAAAAGCGUUCACUGUGAUGUACAAAAGGAUGAUAACAAAAUUGUCGUCAGUUGCUCGCAUCGUAACAUUGACAGCAUUACGAGUUGGCCGCAGGAAGUAAAUGCCAUAGAUAAAGGAUUAAUAGACCAGAUACGCAUUUCAUACUACAACAAUACUAUCAAGAAUGUGACCAAACUCCCCCCGCUGGCGGGGAAUAAGAUCUCCCUAGGUUUCACGGCCAACCAGAUCGCGGAGAUCGAAGAGAGUGCAUUCAGCAAUGUGGACCGAAUAGUCUCUUUGGACUUGGGUUCGAAUCGCAUUACAGGGCAGGUUUUACGGAGUGAGAUUUUUCAAGGUCCGUACAAAAAUAACGUUUACGGCGAUAUUUCCCUACAAAUACUAAAUCUCGCACAUAAUGAGAUCCAUUCCUUGGACAGAUAUUUGUUCCAACACACGCCGAAUCUAACGUCGUUAUUCCUGAAUAAUAAUCCUUUAGAAACCCUCGACCAUGUAUCUGUUUUGGCUAUAUCGAGCGCUACGAACUUGCAGACCCUCGAUUUGUCGUAUACAGAAAUCGACAGCAUUCCCAUGGCGACCUUCAGCAACCUAAUGUACUUGAGGUACAUAGAUUUGUCUGGAAACAAAUUCAUAACUGUCCCAGAGAGUUUGAACCUUGUGGGUGGAUCUUUAGAAACGUUAACGUUCAACAAUAACAGCAUCGAAGAGCUCAACGAUGAUAGCUUUGUAGGCCUAAGAAAACUACAACAACUAGAAGUUAGUAACAAUGAAUACUUGUUAGAGGUAAAACGUAGCACGUUUUCGCCGCUAGUCAACUUGAAAAUCCUCCAUCUUUGCCAUAACCCUAAGCUGCGGUACAUCAGCCACAAUGCCUUCAGAGGUUUGAAGGAUAAGUGGACUUUGAGUGAGGUUUACCUAAAUGAUAACCACUUAAGUGAACUAUCAACAGACUUAAUGCCAUGGAGUAAGCUGGAAAUUUUAGGAAUGACAAAGAACAAUUGGCUAUGUAACUGCGAUCUCGCCGAUAUAGUAACUACACAAAAAGCAGGAGAAAAAUUCAAACCUAAAGAUAUCCCUGUAUGUGCAGCUCCAAUGAAGCUGAGUGGAGCAUACAUAACAGAUAUUAGCCUGACCUAUUGCCCUACAUUUGAUUCCACAUUCUUGCCUAAGAAGAAUUUCAGUUUAUCUGAUUUGAAACCUAGACAUGUAUUGUGGAGCAUAUUUGGAGUAGCCUCUGUUGUUUGUGUAGGCAUGCUCAUAGGCCUAAUGGUCAACUAUACCAAACGCUUCUACAAAAAGCAGUUGAGGAGUCAAUCAGGAGUAAAUUACAGCAACCUUAAUGAAGAUUUAACUGACGCAUAACAUAAUCAAAUUUUAUUGAACUA